UCGAGUUCCGUUAGCCCAAAAAAAGGAGCGUAGUUGAGUCCCGGCCGCCAAAACGACAGCGUAAAAAGGAACUACUGAAAACUGCUUAUCUCGAUGGCUGGGUCCACCUCGACCGGCGGGAGCGGCCCGUCGAAUCCUCCCAAAAUCCUACUAGCAAAGCCGGGAGUGGUGACGGGGGCUCCGGUGGCGGGUAAAUUCGGCCGCGGCGGUACUGGGGAUGAGUAUACGACGUCGCUUCGGUCCCGUCUCCCUUCUUCUAUCGGAUCCCUCAACCUCCUCUCUGAUUCCUGGGACUUCCACAUAGACCGCUUCCUCCCGUUUUUGACUGAGAACACGGAGUUUACGGUGGUGGGGGUGAUUGGUCCGCCUGGGGUGGGCAAGUCCACGAUUAUGAACGAGCUUUAUGGCUUCGAUGCGACCUCACCUGGAAUGUUACCCCCAUUUGCUAUAGAGACGGAAGAGGGUAAAGCCAUGGCAAGGCAUUGUAGCAUGGGCAUUGAACCCAGGGUUUCUGCUGAACGCCUUAUACUUCUUGAUACCCAGCCUGUUUUUAGCCCUUCUGUUUUAGCUGAGAUGAUGAGACCGGAUGGCUCGUCCACCGUUCCUGUUCUAACUACUGCUGAAUCUUUAUCUGCUGAGUUAGCUCAUGAACUUAUGGGUAUUCAGCUUGGUGUUCUUCUGACCUCCAUCUGUCACAUUUUGCUGGUUAUAUCAGAGGGAGUUCAUGAUCAUAGUACGUGGCGUUUGAUGUCCACGGUUGACCUAUUGAAACAUGGCAUACCUGAUCCAUCUUCACCAACCCUUUCCAAUUCUCUGAGCUCUAAUAUAGGGCCUGAAAAAGAUAGCAGAGAUAAAGCUCAUGAAGGUGGAGAAUAUAUGGCUACGCCAGUUUUUGUGCACACCAAACUACGGGACCAUGAUCUUAGUCCACAUAAUAUUGUGCAACUGAGGAAGGCACUUGCACAAUAUGUCAGCACCUCUUCUUUCAUGAGACCAGAAAAUGGAAAUAUGUCCACAAGUCGUGAUCCAGAUUCUAUGGCUCCUGGUACUCAAAGUCGCCAUCCAGAUUCUUUAGUGCCAAGUUUGUUUGUAAUCCCAAAAAAGAAUAAAGAGGACUCCCCGGGAGAUCAGUAUGAAAGUUAUACCUCUAUGCUAUGGAAAUUGCGGGAUAAGGUUUUAUCCAUGAAUUCUCCUCCUUUUGGAAGGACUGUGAGUGAACGUGAAUGGUUGAAGAAUUCUGCCAAGAUAUGGGAAUUGGUGAAGAACUCCCCUAUCAUUGCAGAAUACAGCAGAACACUUCAAAGUUGUGGAAUGUUUAGGAGAUAGACAGCUCCAAUGGCUUUGCUUGCCUCUCUCAAUUCUCAAGGACAUACAAUGUUUGUUUGGUCGAUUAAUUAGUCAUAGGCUAGCAUGCUUCUAACUUUUGUUAUCUAUCUCCUUAAGCACUGGUGUCUGGUUUAGUCCUUGUGAAGGAAAUUGAUACUAAGAAUUAUUUGAUGUUUUUUUUUAAUGGAACAGAUUCGAUGAUGAUUUAGUA
Prunus avium (sweet cherry) is the source of this 1537-nucleotide messenger RNA. RefSeq lists its product as uncharacterized. Gene Ontology annotation, biological process: nuclear-transcribed mRNA catabolic process, nonsense-mediated decay. The record is from RefSeq and is a predicted model, not a curated record. NCBI's taxonomy places the organism in Eukaryota, Viridiplantae, Streptophyta, Magnoliopsida, Rosales, Rosaceae.